Messenger RNA from Centropristis striata (black sea bass), 4198 nucleotides. RefSeq names its product zinc finger and BTB domain containing 22a (gene zbtb22a). The transcript has 3 exons. NCBI's taxonomy places the organism in Eukaryota, Metazoa, Chordata, Actinopteri, Perciformes, Serranidae. Gene Ontology annotation, molecular function: DNA-binding transcription factor activity, RNA polymerase II-specific; protein binding; RNA polymerase II cis-regulatory region sequence-specific DNA binding. The coding region runs from base 1767 to 3842 and encodes 691 amino acids. Gene Ontology annotation, biological process: regulation of transcription by RNA polymerase II. The record is from RefSeq and is a predicted model, not a curated record.
AAGCUAACGUCAACAGCUAGCUAGCUAACAGUUAGCUGUAAUGCUAACCUAAACCAGACUUCAUGUUAAAAGUGCUUUUAACGAGAGCCGUUAGUGUGAAUGGGUAUGUUAACUAAGUUAGUGCUAACAGUUAGCUUGCAUUAGCUAGCUACAUAUCGUAUUGCUCAUCAGGUGGAAGCUUCUUUACUUCAUAUCACAAAUCAAUACAGUUUGAUAUGCACACAGUUGGUUUUAUUUAACCAACAGUUUAAUGUUACUUCCUUUGAUCCGAGGCUAGAAACUAUAAAUCGAUCAGUUGAUUAUAUAGCAAGAUCGUUAGUCCAUUGACAGCAAAAUUAUCAGCAAUUAAUUUAAAAUAAAGCUGUUAUCAACAGGUAACCAGUUUUUAUUAGGGUCUGUUUUCAAGCUUUUGUUGCAACUUCUCACUUGAGAGGAUUUGAUGCUUUUGAUUAGAGCUGCAACAAUUAUUCGAUUAAUCGAACAAUAAUUGAUUAUUGAAUUAAUCGUCAACUAUUUUGAUAAUCCAAUAAUUGGUUUGAGCAGUUUAUUAAAAGACAAAAGUCCAAAUUCUCUAAUUUCAGCUUCUUUAAUGUGAAUAUUUCUGGUUUCUUUGUUCCUUUAUGACAAUAAAACUGAAUAUCUCUUUGGUUUGUGGACAAAGCAAGAGCUUUGAGGACGUCAUCUUGUGGUUUGGGAAACACUGAUUGAUAUUUUUCACCAUUUAUUGAUCAAACAACCAAUCGAUUAAUCGUUUAAAUAAUCGACAGAUUAAUCGAUAAUGAAAAUAAUUGUCAGUUGCAACCCUACUUUUGAUUGUCUUUAAAAAAUAUAUCUUUAGGAAUAGUUAAUUUGGAAAACAAACAAUUGGAUGAUAAUAUAUAAUAAUAAAAUAAUAUAAGUUGGUAAAAAAAAUAAAGGAAAUAAAGAGGAAUAAAAAAAUUAAAUUAAGACAUUUAAAUAAAAUAAUACAAAAACGUGGAAAUAUAAAUACAAAUAACUAAGUAUACAAAUAAUGUAACCAUUUUAAUAAGCAUAAGAGUUAAUUGUAAAAGUAAUUUAUUUCUGUUUAUUAAAUAUGUGUGCUUAUUUUUGGCAUAUAAAUUAAUCUAUUUUUUAUACUAACCAAAUAAUUAUCAAGAAAACCAUGGAAAAUGGCUAGAUAUCAACUGUUAAAUUAAACUCUUAUGAGCUAUAUUUGUUGUUAAAUUAUAUUAUAUAUCAUAUUUGUCCAAACAAGUGUAGCUUUAGUUGUACCAGCCAUUAAAAUGAACAAGAUAUUUAAGAAAACAAGGAUGGUCUAAUAAUUUAUUCCAUGACUGUAUAUUUGUAUAUAUUAAUUCAUAAUGAAAUUAUUUAUUCUUAUUGUCAUUUAUGUAAUUAUUAUUUUUUGUAGCUCUCCACUCAAUUGUUAUUGUAGGACUGCAUUGAGUGUUGUUUUUAUUAUCAAAUAAUCUAUCACAUAUUGACUAAUCUAAUAUAUCAAAUAUGUAAUAAUAGACAAAGCAGGAAGUCUUCCCUUCUUUUAGGCUGACACAAGAACAUCUUUGGGAUUGUUUUCCUUGAAAAAUACAAGUAAUCAAGUAUAAUUGUUUCAGAAGAACGUUCUGUUGUUGAUCAAUUAGUUAACUAAUUGUUUCAGCUCUUAAUGAUUUUAAUUGUUCUCAUGAGAGAAAUAUUUAUGCAUUAUCUUCUUUUAUUAAUAAUAUAAACUAUUUAAAUGUUCUAACUAUGUAAUAUUUUGAUCUUCCGUGUAGUUUUGUGUGACCAUGGAUCCGACCUGCAGUGUUUCUGCUGCUCCAGCUGGUUUGACUGUCCAGGUGUGUUUCCCCGGCGCCCGUGCAGCUGUUCUGGAUAACCUGAACCGCCAGCGGGAAGAAGGCCGGCUGUGUGACCUCUCCAUCCAGGUGCAGGGGCAAGUGUUCAGGGCACACCGAUGUGUGCUCGCUGCAUCCUCGCCUUACUUUCAUGACCAGGUGCUACUGAAGAAUGUUACAACUGUUUCCCUGCCUUCGGUUAUGGACCCAGUGGCCUUUGAGAGUGUCCUGAGUUCUGCCUACACAGGCCAGCUGAGCAUCGUGCAUGAUGACAUCGUUAACUAUGUCACUGUGGCCAGCUUCCUCCAGAUGUGGCACAUCGUGGACAAAUGCACAGAGAUCCUGAAGAGGCCCCGACCUUCAGCAGAAGUCGCACCUGGAGAGGCAGCUGUCGCUCACCCUGGCACUGCAUCUCGCCAGCAGUCCCCAAGCAGCACCGACUGCUUAUACCUGGAAAGGGAAGGAAGAAGGAAGGAGAGGAAGCCUGACGCCCUGCCUCCCUUAGCUACGUGGAGACGCCCGCAGCAGUUUCCUAGAUGGGGGCGACCCCGGCCCUCAUCAGCACAGCACUUAGCGGACUCUCAACUGGACGCCCUCCCUGGCUAUGCAGAGAGUGAUUACACCAACUGUGAGGAGGCAUGGGUUUCAAGCCACGCCAAAACGAGCCACUUCGCUCAUGAUGGACCUGGUCACAAUAGCAGGUACCACGGGGGGUUCCCCAGUGGUGAAGCAUUAAAGCAGAAAGUCAGGUUCCAACAGCGGGGGGCAACGCUAAACGCUGACAGACUGCUUGAUAGGAACAGAGAGAUCGUGGACAGUGAUGAUACACAAGAGAAGAGGAAGAAGGAGAAAAGAGAGAUCGAGGCAGAUGAGGGAGUCGGAGAGGCAGUGGUGGAGAAGAAGGGAGGCUUUGCACAAAUGGGACACUGCGCAGACUUCCACCCAAUUUCAAAUGAGAAUGUAGGACAAGCCGCGGGGAAGGUGAGUGUGGAGGAGACCAAGGAAAAAGUGCAGAGGGAUUUGGACGGAAGAGAUCCCUCCUCAGACCUGCCCAGUGUUCAUGCUUGCCAAACAGGUGAAGGAGUUCCUGGUCCUUCCUGUCCCGUUUCCUGUCCUGUUCCCUGGUCUCAACAGGUGCAGAGGCCGCAGGACGGAGAGGGUGGCAGCUGCAGCAAAGACGAGGACGACGAUGACGAGGAGGAGGAUGUGGACUUUGAAUGUUUCACAGAAGGGACGUUCAGCAGAGACACAUACGAUGAGAUUGAGGACGGCACAGGACAGGUUUCCCAGAGGCCUUUAGUGCCCGUGUCUCCUGACUUCACCAUGGCGGGCUCGGAGGUGAACUGGCCCUCCACCAGCGCGGGACAGGGUAGCUCACUGACCCCCACCUCAAGCCAUGUGUCUCCAUCCUCUGCUGCAUUUCCACCACCCUCUUCACCUCCAACUCCAUCUUCGUCCUCCUCAGUGUCUCUCGCUGGCGCCCCCUACACGGGCAAAGUCCACUUCUGCCACUGCGGCAAAGCCUACACCCUGAAGAGUAUGCGGGACCGACACGUGAAGAUGCAGCACCUCAAUCUACGACCUUUCGGCUGUCCCGUUUGCACAAAGUCCUUCAAGAUGAAGCACCAUCUAACCAAGCACCUUAAGACUCACGGAGGGCUGCGACCGUAUGAGUGCGGCCUGUGUGGGAAAAAAGUCAUUUGGAGAGACAGCUUCCUCAGGCAUCAGGCCCGAUGCGAAAGACUUGCGUCCAGCUCCUCAACUAACAGCAACAGCACAAGCACAGCCGCAGCAGAUAUGGAAGACAACUACAGUUAUGGAUUCGAAGAUGGGGAGGCUUUUCUUGCAGCGGGAGGACAAGUCAAAGUGGAGGAGGUGGAUUUUCACGGGGAGAUGGAGAACGGGAUGAGGGGCCUGUUGGGCAGUGUGUCUGGGAUUGUGGAUGAGCUAAGAACUCAGUCUCAAAACUUAGACACCGGUAGUCACGUUUUUAAACAGGAGGCGAGUGAGAACUUUGGUGGAAAUUAAAUGUUAAUGUGAAACUGUAUGCAUAUAAAUACAUACAAGAAGGAAAAUUAAUUAAACGUUGACUUUAAUAUAGGGCUGCACCAAAAUAUUGGCUGAGCAUCGCUAAAUAUCAUCAAUAUUUGCCCUCUUGACUGCAAUCAGCUUAUUGACGAAUAAAAUGAUGACAGCGGCUGAUGUGUUGCAUCAAUUUUGCGCUGACGAAAUCGUCAUUUGUCCUUUCAAACAGUUCAGUUGUUUCUUUAUAAAGAAGAUUUAUUUUUUCCCCUGUCAAAAAGAGAUAAUGAAUAACAUAAACACUGGUAUCUGUAUCCGCUAUCGGCCAAAAAUGUUAUUUUAAACGUCACUAUCAGCCCAGA